GUCAAUAUUGAGCUUCCAAGAUACACCUGUCGCGCUUAUCGGCGGACAUCAUGGUCAUAUGCGCCACGACAUGGUUGUAUUAUUCGAAAUGCUAUACUGAAGGUUUUUUCUGCUCUUGACACGUGGCAGCCCACAGGUGGUCUGACCAUAGAGCCAAACGCCUAUUUACCCAGCGAGUCGGGACGUUGGUUGGAAAACCAUCAUUUUGGAGACGAGUACGAAGAUGAUGGAGACGAGUACGAAGAUGAUGGAGACUUUGUCUAUCACCAGAUGGCGUGCGGCUGGGUUCAUGGUCAGCAGGCCGAGGCUCCUCCUGCGUCAGCUAUAUUGCGACUCUGCUCCAAGCUCUGCCUCGAGCUC
Messenger RNA from Cryphonectria parasitica EP155, 360 nucleotides. RefSeq lists its product as uncharacterized. The transcript has 2 exons. NCBI's taxonomy places the organism in Eukaryota, Fungi, Ascomycota, Sordariomycetes, Diaporthales, Cryphonectriaceae. The annotation marks the transcript as partial. The record is from RefSeq and is a predicted model, not a curated record.